Molecule: messenger RNA, 784 nt
Organism: Rotaria sp. Silwood1
Lineage: Eukaryota; Metazoa; Rotifera; Eurotatoria; Philodinida; Philodinidae
Source: the annotation of a GenBank genome assembly
AAAAAACGAAGCACACUGUUGGACAUAUCGAUUAGAAUAAGUGUAUGUCAUUGCUACAUAAAUAUUCUAAUAAUAAUAAGGUAGAAUCUGAAUUUUUUUCUAGAUAAUUUUACAAGUAAAUUAAUAGAGCGAAAUCAAAUACGUGAAAAAGUAUUCGCUCAUCUCAUUUCAAUGACUGAACAACUGAAAUACUUUCAAGUUGAACGAUUCGAAUGGCUUUUACAUAUUGUUCAAUACGUAAGACAUUCUUUUAUUUAUGAAUUAAGUAUAUAUCCGUACAUAUAUCCUUGUUAAACAUAAUUCAUUUAAAUAUGUUCGAUCGAAUGAAUUGAAUGGUGAAAUUUUUAUUUUAAUAAUGAGUAAGCACUUUAGAGGUAUUAAAAAAAGAUGGUUUUCAUUAGCACUUGUCGUUAUGUAUUUAUCGUGAUCAAAGAUUAUUGGCGACAUAAAGAGAUCAACUGUUUUUUUACUCGUACUACUUUAAAGCAUUUACAUUGAUUUACCAAAAAACUCUAAUUGAACAGUAUAAUCUAUUAUUGUUUUUUUUUUGUUGUUUUCUAUUUAGAUACCGGACGAACUAAGAAUGAACGCAUUAAGUACUGUUCGAUAUGCUGAAUUUGGUCUUCCGAGUUGUCAUAAGGGUAGAGGCGACGUAGCUCAUAUUGGUAAAUAUCUUGUGUCUUUUCUUAACACAUAUAUGCCUCAUUUACAAACAUUACGUCUUUGGCGACCAGACGAUUUUCCUUGGACAACUAGUAAGUUUAUUUUAAACAAACAAAAUUAG